This is a messenger RNA of Anguilla rostrata (American eel), 1218 nucleotides long. Its product is annotated as glutathione S-transferase Mu 3-like. Lineage: Eukaryota; Metazoa; Chordata; Actinopteri; Anguilliformes; Anguillidae. Bases 124 to 783 code for a protein of 219 amino acids. The record is from RefSeq and is a predicted model, not a curated record. Gene Ontology annotation, biological process: glutathione metabolic process. The transcript is spliced from 8 exons. Gene Ontology annotation, molecular function: glutathione transferase activity.
GAAACGCUUAUGGCGACUUCAGUCUGUAAGGUUUCAGUCAGUUGUGCUGCGGAUCAAUUUGAGCUGGACGUGUGCUAGGCUGUCUUGUAUUAUCCAGGUUGAAAAGGUCGAAUAAAUUCCAAUAUGACUAUGAAACUGGCAUACUGGGAUAUUAGAGGGCUAGCCCAGCCCAUUCGUCUGCUGUUAGAGUACACUGGUACGAAGUAUGAAGAUAAAUUCUACUCUUGCGGUGAAGCUCCCAAUUAUGACAAGAGCUGCUGGUUUGAUGAAAAGUUCAAACUUGGAAUGGACUUUCCCAAUCUUCCCUACCUGGAAGACGGAGACAGGAAGAUCGUCCAGAGCAACGCCAUCAUGCGCUACAUCGCCCGCAAGCACAACUUGUGUGGCGAGACCGAGGACGAGAAGGUCCGAGUUGACAUCAUGGAGAACCAGGCCAUGGACUUCCGCAACGGCUUCGUCAUGCUCUGCUACAGGGACUUAGACAAAAUGAAGCCUGGCUACCUGGAGACGCUUCCUGGCACGCUGAAACAGUUCUCUGGCUUCCUGGGAGACAGGAAGUGGUUUGCAGGCAAUAAGAUCACCUUUGUGGACUUCAUCAUGUACGAACUGCUGGACCAGCACCGCAUGUUCGAGCCCAAGUGCCUGGACGACUUCAAGAACCUGAAAGAGUUCCUGGACCGCUUUGAGGGCCUGGAGAAGAUUGCAGCUUAUAUGAAGUCCAAGAAAUUCAUCAAGACUCCCGUGAACAACAAAAUGGCAAAGUGGGGUAACAAAAAAGAGUAAGAGCCGCAGAUGUGAGGUAGAAUGCGUUAUGCAACCCUACAAACCAGUUUGGCAAUCAGUCUAAGACUUAGUGGGCAGUAAUGUAGUUCCUUUUAAAUGAAUAGAUUCAAGCCACAAGUAGUUAAUAAGAAAGUUGUAGGUAAAUCAGCCCAAAGUAACGAAUAUCAUGUAGCAUUGACAGUACUGGCACUUUAUUUCCAAAUCUGUAGUACAUUCAAGAGCCCCAGUUCAGAAGUUGUCUAUACUGUGAAAUAGAGAUUCACUGUUUCCUGGUUUAGGCGCAAAGGAUCAUUUGGGCUGAGUUAACGAUCCCCAAACAAUCAAGCACUUAAUUUGUUACUUUUUUAAAAUUAAUUUUGUUUUAUGACUAAAGUGAGGCAAAAUGGGUUUUUAGUAAAAAGUUCAUUUUUGGUUAAUAAAAAUAUGUGUUUGCCA